AUGGGGGACAUUGGGGGACGUGGGAGGACACGGGGGGAUACGCCGCGACCGGGGCGUGGGGGCGGGACCUGCGGGGGUUACUCUCGGUCACGGGGGCGUGUCUUGGCUCCGAUUGGUCGGCGGCCGUUGAUUGACGUGCGAGGGGGCGGGGCCAGCGCCGCGCGCGCGCGGGGUGGGGGAGGGGCGCUCCCGGGCUGCCGCGAUGCUCUUCUACUCCUUCUUCAAGUCCCUGGUGGGAAGGACGUGGUGGUGGAGCUGAAGAACGACCUGAGUAUCUGCGGGACUCUGCACUCGGUGGAUCAGUACCUGAACAUCAAACUGACUGACAUCAGUGUCACUGACCCUGAGAAGUACCCACACAUGCUGUCGGUGAAGAACUGCUUCAUCCGGGGCUCAGUGGUGCGCUACGUGCAGCUGCCGGCGGAUGAGGUGGACACGCAGCUCCUGCAGGACGCCGCCCGCAAGGAGGCGCUGCAGCAGAAGCAGUGACGCGGGACCCUCCCCCCGGAGACCCCUCCCCAAAUCCCUCCCCCCCAAAUGCCUGGGAGCCCCCCCCAUAAACCUGCUGCACCCCA
Messenger RNA from Colius striatus (speckled mousebird), 575 nucleotides. It is a transcript of the gene LSM2, whose product is annotated as LSM2 homolog, U6 small nuclear RNA and mRNA degradation associated. Bases 1 to 489 code for a protein of 162 amino acids. Gene Ontology annotation, molecular function: RNA binding. Gene Ontology annotation, cellular component: U4/U6 x U5 tri-snRNP complex; P-body; U6 snRNP. Gene Ontology annotation, biological process: mRNA splicing, via spliceosome. The transcript is spliced from 6 exons. Lineage: Eukaryota; Metazoa; Chordata; Aves; Coliiformes; Coliidae. The record is from RefSeq and is a predicted model, not a curated record.